AUCUGGAUCCCACAAGACAGUGCGCUGAAUUUUUUUUUCAAGGUUUUUUUAUCUUGUUGUCUGUGGAAGACAAAAGAUCCUGUCCACCUUUGUCCACCUUUAUCAUGAGAGCAAUCAAUAUAAGGGUCAGGUCAUCUGGACCACAUAAGAGAGCACGAGGGUUAAGACAGUGGGAACUGCAGUGUGACUGCCAUGCGUCUGUUGUCAUUAACCCAGAACCCGAUAUUUUGAUUGGACUAGAAUUGAAUCUUCUACCCAUUUUCUGGAUCAUCUAUUGAGUUACUUGGUUUCAGAGACACUAGUAAUGUUGGACAUGUCAUCAGUGUUGUUUCCUGGAGUCACUGAGAGUUUCCAUUAUUUUCUGCUAUCUCAAGUCAAAGAUGAAAUGAACCAUUUACCUCAUUGUGAGCUGUCUCCUAACACAUUCCUCUGUUUCAGAUCUUCAGCACUGCUUCAACUUUAACAUGAAGAAGUUUAAGAUCUUCUCUGGCUCUAAAGAUGCUCAGUUUGGAUACACAGUUCAGCAGCACCAGGCAGGAGGACGUGCAUGGUUGCUGGUUGGAGCUCCUUUUGAAUCCACUGCGGGGCAGCAAACUGGUGAUAUUUAUAAAUGUCCGCUUGACCACCGAAAUUCUGCCAACUGCAGCAGACUAAACCUUGGAAAAGUCUCUAUAGACAACGUGUCUGAGAGAAAAGAGCAGAUGAGACUGGGACUGACACUGAUCUCCAACCCAAAAGACAACAGCUUUGUGACCUGUGGUCCUCUAUGGUCUCAUGAAUGUGGAAGUUCUCUCUACAGCACCGGAUUCUGUGCCAGAGCCAACCGCAAUUUCAAAGUCACGCACGCCUUCGCACCUGCUCUCCAAAGUAUCCAUCCAUCCACCCAUCCAUCCAACCCAUUCAUCCUCAUUUGUUUGGUUAUAACUUUUUUGUCAUUUUUUGUAGGAUGUGAAACGUUCAUGGACAUUGUCAUUGUUUUGGAUGGUUCAAACUCCAUCUACCCGUGGUACGAAGUCCAGGAUUUUAUCACAAAAGUCUUGCACAAGUUUUACAUCGGCCCAGAUCAAACACAGGUUGGGGUUGUUCAGUAUGGCUCCACAGUGGUCCAUGAGUUCAGUUUGGGUGAAUACCAGACAGUAGACACUGUGGUGGAGGCUGUCAGGAACAUUGAUCAGCGUGGAGGAUAUGAGACAAGGACUGCGCUAGCUAUCAACGUGGCUCGGUCAGAAGCAUUUCAGCGAGGCGGCAGGUCUGGAGCUCAGAAGGUGAUGAUUGUGAUUACAGACGGUGAAUCCCACGACAGCAUAGAACUUGUUGAUGCCGUCAAUAACAGCAAAAACGAUAACAUCACCAUGUAUGCCAUCGCUGUGCUUGGCUACUACAACCGCAGAGGAAUCGACCCUAAAGCCUUUCUGGAGGAAAUCAAGUUCAUUGCCAGUGAUCCUGAUGAGAAGCACCUCUUUAAGGUCACUGAGGAGUCCGCACUGAAGGACAUUGUGGAUGCCCUGGGAGAGAGGAUCUUCUCUCUAGAAGGGACCAGCAGUAAAGGUCAAGGGUUUGGCCUGCAGAUGGCUCAAGCUGGUUUCUCCUCACAUUUAGUCAAAGACGGUGUUUUGCUUGGUGCUGUGGGCGCCUACGACUGGAAUGGUGCCGUGCUGAAGGAAACCAAAUUCGGCAAAGUUAUUCCACCAAAAUCCUUCUACCAAGAAGAGUUUCCAGAAGCCCUGAAAAACCAUGCAGCCUACCUUGGUUACUCUGUGAGUUCUUUGGUUUCUUCCCGUGGGUCUCAGUUCUAUGUAGCUGGAGCUCCAAGGUUCAACCACACGGGCAAGGUGAUCAUCUUCACCCUGAAGAACAGUGGAAACCUGACCAUAUUACGAGCUCUGCUGGGGGAGCAGAUUGGGUCAUACUUCGGCAGUGAGCUGUUAUCCAUGGACAUAGACAACAAUGGAUACACCGACUACCUGCUGAUAGCAGCACCAAUGUUUUACAGAGACGGCUGGGAGAGAGGCAGGGUCUACGUUUACUCUCUCGGCCCUCAAACAUCCUUCAUUCUCCAGGAAGUUCUGGAGGUUUCUGACCGUUCUCAAAAUUCUCGUCUGGGUUCAGCCUUGGCUCAGAUCACUGAUAUGAAUGGAGAUGGCUGCAGUGAAGUUGUUGUUGGAGCUCCACUUGAGGAUGACCAUCAGGGUGCAGUCUACCUGUUUUACAGUCGGGACAAAAUCAUCCAGCCAAGCUAUAAACAGCGUCUGUCUGCAGCAGGCUUCUCUGCAGGUCUGCAGUAUUUUGGACAAAGUCUUCAUGGAGUUCUGGACAUUAACUCAGAUGGGCUUGUUGACCUGGCAGUGGGGGCUCUGGGAGCUGCUGUCAUAGUCAUGUCUCGUGGCGUGGUGCGGAUUGAAGCCAGUUUGACCUUCCAGCCUGAGAAGGUCAACAUCUUCAACAAGGACUGCCGGCGAGGAGGGAAGGACGUCACCUGCAUGAACGUGACUGUGUGUCUGAGUCUGGACCGGAGUGUGAAAACUCAAACGAAGAGCGGAACAGCAGUGGGUGUUCUCUACAGUCUGGUGUUUGAUGAGAGGCGACCCUCUCCGCGGGCGGUCAUGGAUGACCCGCAGCAGCUCCUCGCCAUUUUCUUACAGACUGGAGGUCAGGCGUGUGAUCGGCUGAGCUUCACAGUCCAGGAAACUGCAGAUUUUUGGCGUCCCAUCGUGGUCGUCAUGGAAGCCAGGUUACAGAAUCCGGAUGAAGGACCAAUGUUGGACCCAGACUGGCCGAGCAGCUGGAGAUCUGAGCUUCAUUUCUGGAACGGUUGCGAGCAGGAGGAAAACUGCGCUCCGGACCUCGUCCUUCACAGUCGCACCGACAUGAAAAACGCUCAGCAAUACUGCAGUUGGAGGGAACAGACUGCCUACUCCUUCUGCGAGCAGGACGACCCGUUGUUUGUGGUGGAAUCCGGGCGAAGGAGGAUGGUGGUGUUUGCUCGACUGGAGAACCAAGGAGAGAACGCCUACAGAGCCGCCGUCAACAUCUCCAACUCUGCCAACCUUCUGUUCUCCAGGCUCUUGGUUAAGGGUCAGUCCGACAUCCAGAUUGAGUGCUCCAUCACAAACAUUACAGCCACUUGGAGGAGCUGCAACAUCACUAACCCAUUCAUGAAGUCACUGUCGCAGGUGUCUUUCCAUCUGGAGUUUGAGUUCAGUCCUUCAGUUCUUCUGGAUCACGCACGUGUUGUCAUGGAAGCUUCUAGUGAUGGAGUUGAGAGAAAUCCCAGCGAUAAUAUCAACAGCAUCUCUCUCCCCUUGAAGUUUGAAGCGGAUCUCCUUUUCACCAGAGACCCAUACUCUCCUCAUUUUGGAAUACGAGCUGACUCCUCCUCCUCAUCUUGGGACCAAUCAGACACUCCGGAUUCCACCUUCAACCUCACGUUUUAUAUUCAGAACCUGGGCAUCUUCUCAGUGAUGGACCUACACUUCAGGGCUGACAUCUGGGCUGUCACCAUGGCGAUGAACCAGCUGGUGGACAUGAUAGACUACGCUAUUGAGGAGCAGGCGGACGACUCCAGCUGCUCCAUUCCCCACAGUGAAGAAACAGGUGCUGCCGCUCCUGAAGACCUGUCUCACCUGUCGCAGCUGAACCACAGUAACAGUGUGAGCAUGGUGGUCCUCUGCAGGCUGAGCGUGCCGCCAUCAACACAGGUAAAGGUGACGCUCAUGGGAAGACUUCGGCUCUCCGUGCUUCACGCUAUCAGCUUUAAGUCUUUGGAGCUGCUGAGUGCUGCCUCUCUGCAGCUGGAAGCUUCCAGUCCUAUGUUCCUGCAGGAGGACAGACCUGUCAGACAGAUCCUCCUGCACCUGAGGAAAGAGGAGGAGACCUCUGUUCCCAUCUGGAUCAUUCUUGGAAGCUCGAUAGGCGGCCUGCUGCUGCUCGGCCUUCUGGUUCUGGGCUUGUGGAAGCUGGGUUUCUUCAAGAGACAGAGAAGACAGGAGGAAGAGGAGGAGCCUGCAGCCAGCGGGAAGUCAGCACAGCAGCUAUAGAGAUGGAGACGUCAAUAUUGUUGGGAUGCUCUGAAGCAAAAUGCAAACCUGAACGCAUCAGAAGUCUGUGGAACAGCUCAACUGCAGGACUGGAGUGGAUGCAAACAUCUGCCUGCAGACUCUGCUGACAUUCUAGUCCAGGAUUCUGUUCAUCUGUGGAUUAUGAAAUUACUUCACAAAAGCAGAUUGGAUGAGCACCAGUGAAAUGCAGCUUAUUUAAAGUGACCAUGAAUCUGUGUUUGGAAACAGAAAAGCUCAUUUACAGUUGAAGUGAAUUUUGAUCUUGAUUUUCUGCUCUAAGUUUGUUCAAACAUGAGCUCUGGACUUUCUGCAGUGACUGAAUGUCUGUUAGGAAAAAAGGACUGCUGGCCAAAGUCUGAAAUAAACUCAUGAUUUGUUGUGUUAAAAGGUAAUGUGUGUUUCUGCUGAAAGAUGCAACAUUGAGUCCAUUUACUGAAGCUGAUUCAUAACAGUUACUGCCUAAAGAAUGCUUACUCAGCUGGUUUAUUUUGUAUGAAAGACAAUUCCGUCAACAUUUUCACAACUUAACAUUAUGAACUUUAAAUUUAUAAACAAUUUUUUUUAAUAAAAAGAUUUUUUACUAUG
Messenger RNA from Oryzias melastigma (Indian medaka), 4643 nucleotides. RefSeq names its product integrin alpha-11. The record is from RefSeq and is a predicted model, not a curated record. Gene Ontology annotation, cellular component: external side of plasma membrane; integrin complex. Gene Ontology annotation, biological process: cell-cell adhesion; cell adhesion mediated by integrin; cell-matrix adhesion. Bases 465 to 4037 code for a protein of 1190 amino acids. NCBI's taxonomy places the organism in Eukaryota, Metazoa, Chordata, Actinopteri, Beloniformes, Adrianichthyidae. Gene Ontology annotation, molecular function: integrin binding. The transcript is spliced from 28 exons.